UUGGUGCAAAAAUGUACACUUAUAUGGACGUUGACCGGUCCUUGCAGUUCCAGGGGAGGUAUGCCUAUGGAUCAAACAGGGUCGUGAGGUAUCCAGAUGAUACCUACGAUCGUGGCUGGAUUUUCAUCAGUGAUGAAACAAGCCUUGGGCUGACUACAAUAACGAGCAGCUCCAACUCCAUAACAACGAGCCUGGAUGAUAAACCACCGGUCGCUGUCCUGCGGCAGGCAAUUACUCCGUCGUCGAGCUCCGCUUCCAAACUCGUCGUCCCCAACCUCAUGACGUCAGCGGUGCCAGUUCCUCACUACGUCGUCUUCUAUUUCUUGGAAGUAAUGGAUAAUGGCAGCAGGGCCUUCACUUUCCUCUUGGACGACAAGACUUUCUAUAGCCAGUCAAUAGCACCAAAUAGAACGGUGCUAGAGAUAUACCACCCUAACAUCAACCUAUCUGCUAGCUCUGUCUUUACGCUGGUGAGAGACGAUGGCUCUGCUUUACCUCCUAGCAUCAACGCAGCUGAGUUCUAUAGGAUCGGCGAUUAUAUCGUCGGUGGGACCGAGAGCUCGGACGUGAAAGCGCUAGGUGAGUUUCAGAGGAGCUACGUGCAACUUCAGGCAUGGAGCGGCGACCCUUGUCUUCCCAUCGAUUAUGCCUGGGAUUGGAUCAAUUGCAGUUCUGAUCCCGCACCACGAGUUACUGCGCUGAAAUUGAGUGGCUAUGGGCUGACCGGUUCCCUUGCAGACUUCAGUGGCUUGACUGCUCUUCAGACGAUUGAUUUGCACAAUAACAGCUUGAGCGGUAACAUUCCAGAAUUUCUUGGCAAAUUUACCUUUUUGACGGAAUUGAACUUGGCAGAUAAUCAACUUAAUGGCUCCGUGCCUUCAUCAUUGAUCAACUUAAAGAUUCACCUGAACAUUUCAGGAAACAACCUUUCUGGAAACUCAAGUGACACUAUAAACAAGAAGAAGAGUCACGCAGGCACAAUAGCUGGAGCAGUCCUUGGUUCUUUCUUGUUUUUGCUGCUAGUGAUUCUAGUUGUCUUUUGCAUUUUUAAGAAGCAACCAAACACUGCAGUUGAGUUGAUCCUAGAUCGCGAACUAAAGCAGCCGCAUUUUGGAGAACCAAAGGUCAAGCAAAGUUUUACUUAUGCUGAGAUACAGGAAAUCACCAACAACUAUGAGAAACUCAUCGGUGAAGGAGGCUCUAGCAAUGUUUACUAUGGUCGGCUCGCCAAUGGCACUGAAGUUGCUGUCAAGGAGAUAAAAGAAUCUCUCUCACAAGGAACGAAGGAGUUCGUAGCUGAGGUUAAGCUACUGAUGACAGUUCAUCACAAAUGUCUAGUCUCCUUUGUUGGAUACUGUGAGGAAGGCAGAAAACUCAUUCUCCUUUAUGAGUAUAUGAGUCGUGGGAAUCUAAGACAGCUGCUAUCAGGAAGGGCUAGCACAUCUGUAGUUCUGACAUGGGAAGCAAGACUUCAGAUGGCACUAAGCGUUGCAACAGGAUUGGACUAUUUACAUUCGGGAUGUCAUCCUGCAAUUAUUCAUAGGGAUGUGAAAACAACAAAUAUUCUUUUGGAUGGAAAAAUGAAGGCCAAAGUGGCAGAUUUUGGCUUAUCCAAAACAGGCUCCAAAGAUGAAGUGACACAUCUAUCAACUGUAGUUGCUGGGACGCCCGGAUAUAUUGAUCCUGAGUAUUACAGCACAAACAUGGUUACCCAGAAAAGUGACGUGUAUAGCUUCGGGGUGGUUCUUUUUGAGCUGAUGACUGGAUAUCCUCCAUUCUGUAGUGUAUCUGAAGAGCGUUUUCAUGUGGUGCAAUGGGCAACAACAAGAUUAACCAGAGGGGACAUCCACUGUGUUGCAGACCCAAAGCUGAGAGGGCAAUACAAUGUAAACUCCAUGUGGACAGUUGCAGAUAUAGCAAUUUCAUGCACCUCCAAAGCUUCUCAUAUGAGGCCGCGCAUGAGUGAUGUGGUGAACCAACUGAGGGAGGCCCUUGAGGCAGAGACCUACCAACAGACUAGGACUGGUACCUCAUUCAGAGAGGUUCAACUUUCAUCAUCACCUUACGAAUUUUCCAGUUCACGUAUGACAACUUCAUACCCACCAGCAAGAUAGUUUGUUCUCCAUCACAAGCUCCCUGCCUUCUAGUUCGUCUUCUGUGUUCUUCUAGAUACAUUCAUUUGUUACGACGUAAAGCCAUAAAAUUCUUGGUUGUAUGUCUAAAUUAUUUUGUACCAUUUGUGAAGACAUUAUUUAUCUGUACAAACGUCGUUUCCAGGAAUAUACAUGGAUUUUA
Nymphaea colorata (pocket water lily) is the source of this 2295-nucleotide messenger RNA. RefSeq names its product LRR receptor-like serine/threonine-protein kinase IOS1. Lineage: Eukaryota; Viridiplantae; Streptophyta; Magnoliopsida; Nymphaeales; Nymphaeaceae. Gene Ontology annotation, molecular function: protein kinase activity; ATP binding; protein binding. The record is from RefSeq and is a predicted model, not a curated record. The transcript has 12 exons. Gene Ontology annotation, biological process: protein phosphorylation. The coding region runs from base 12 to 2114 and encodes 700 amino acids.